This is a messenger RNA of Bombyx mandarina (wild silkworm), 611 nucleotides long. RefSeq names its product FMRFamide (gene Fa). NCBI's taxonomy places the organism in Eukaryota, Metazoa, Arthropoda, Insecta, Lepidoptera, Bombycidae. The record is from RefSeq and is a predicted model, not a curated record.
GCGCUACGCAGCCUCCAGGGAGAACUUAGUCCGAGUUUAUAGUGAAUAUCAAGCUACGCAACAAUGAAUCACCCUCGAUCCAUAGCAAUGCUCGCUGCGCUGUGGCUGGUGGUUAGUGUCACUUCCACUCCUGUCCGCCGUUCGCCUGACCUUGAAGCUCGUCGUCGCAGUGCCAUCGACCGCAGCAUGAUCAGAUUCGGAAGAUCAACUCUGCCCGUCGUACCUCCAGCGCAGCCCAGCUUUCUGCAAAGAUACAGCGCGUCUCAGCCAGCGGCCCUUACUGCAGAUGACCUUAUGACCUUCCUCCGAGCCUACGAAGAAGACUACAGCAGUCCCGUGUCCAAAAAGUCGGCUAGUUUCGUGCGAUUUGGUCGCGACCCUAGCUUUAUCCGGUUCGGCAGGUCAGUCGAUGAAGAAAACUCUGGUUAUCAAGCUGAAACCAACACUUACCCCCAACGGAGACACAGAGCUCGCAAUCACUUCAUCAGGCUCGGAAGGGACAACGAGUUCAGCGAAUCCAACGACGAAGACAGAUAUGAAGUCGAAAGCGAAAGAACGAAAAGAUCCGUUGUUGACCCUUGCAAUGAUUGCGCUUAAAAUUUUAUCCGACA